CUGUUUUUCAGCAACUCAGACUGGUGGUAUGUGAAGCAUUCGAAAGGUGGCACAGGCUAUGUGCCGCGAAAUUUUGUCGCAAAGCAGCAGACAGUUGAAAGCGAAGAAUGGUUCGCGGGCCGCAUCGCGAGAAAUCGUGCGGAGAGACUUGUGCUGGCGAGUAAUCUUCCAAAAGGUACAUUUUUGAUACGUGAACGUGAAGCCGACACUCGUGAAUAUGCGCUCACGAUUCGAGAUUCGGAUGACCAGCGCGGUGGUACUGUCAAGCACUACAAAAUCAAACGAUUGGAUGGCGACGGCGGCUUCUUUAUAACCACUCGAAGGACAUUCGCAACACUUCGUGAUCUCGUUAGCUAUUAUUCAGGUAACCCAGGUUCUUUCAUGCGGUGA
Messenger RNA from Gongylonema pulchrum, 390 nucleotides. The record is from the annotation of a GenBank genome assembly. NCBI's taxonomy places the organism in Eukaryota, Metazoa, Nematoda, Chromadorea, Rhabditida, Gongylonematidae.